UUAAAAAUUAUUUCUAAAUAAACUGUCAUAUUAAAGUUUAUUUGUAAAUUUGAUAGUCAUUGAUUUUUAACUAAUAACUAACAAUAUUAAUACUGUACAUAAAUGGAACUGUUGAAGACAAAGAUUAAAGUGUGUAUUUAUAUUGUGUGUAAGUAAUAGAAAUAGGUGAAUAAUUUCAAUAAUAAUUAUUAGCCAUGUAUAAUGAAUAACAUCUCGCUUAUGACUGAAUUUGGAGAAAAAAGUUAGUAAAGAGCUGUUAACUACACUUCCUCAGCAAAAAUAGUUAACUUAUAUCGCACUUUUUAAGCUGUUGCUUAGAUUAAAGAUAAUAUUUACAUAUAGCUCUAUGAAGAAUAACUAUAUAUGAAAAAACUACACGAUGCAUGUCAUACUUAUAUAAACAAACAGAAAAUGAAACGUGUUUAUCAAACUAUAAUUAUCAACUGCUUUCUGUUUUGUAAACAAAACAAAAACUGGUUUUUAAAUUGUUUUCUCAGCAAAGAACAUUUGAAAAAGUGAACAAACAUAUGGAUUAAUAAGUUCCUUAGCACAAAAGUAUUAAGACUACUCAAUGCACUGGAAAUGCCUACAUCAUCUGCCUGAUACUUCAGUUGAAAUUUACGAACUAUUAAUCAAACAGUUUUAAACUCUAAUACAGAAAUUGUUUUUGUUUGUUUGAAAUAAUAAUAACGAAAACAACUAAAAGGUAUUUUUCCGAAUUCCACGCAAGCGCUUUGAAGAUUUCCAUGACGUCAGCGUCCGCAGCGCACCAUCAAAGACUGGGCUGCUGCUGGAAAACGUAGCCCUCUCCCGUUUUACCCCGGACACCAGGAAAACAACAAUAUCGCUUUCCCCCUUUACUUUACCCCCAAAGGAGCGAGCGGAACGGGGUGGGUGAACAGGGGGGUCUUGACAAACUUUACUAGACGCACAAUUUCCUUGAUUUUUUACGUUUUAUCUCCGUGAUUUGUGAUUUGUUUAUUUUGUGUGUAUGGAAAUGACUGUAGUAAAGUGAGUGAGGAGGAAUACUCAGCCCUGUGUCACCCUACCCCGGCCCGAUGGUUUCCCCCUUAUUUGCCGCAGAAGUUUGAUCUAAAGAUAUCAUCAUGCCUUCUCUGUUAAGAUUGACUGGCGAUUGUUUAUCGGCUGGAAGACCGAGGGCCGAAUCAAGAACACCGAAGCGGGAUAAAUAGUCUGCAGAGGAGGCCUACAUCAGUAGGUGUCUAUCUGUGUGAAAGAGGCAUCGCAGUUGAGGUGGUCCCACAUGAACUCGUUUGCUAACAGACCGCGGCUCCGACGUAAAGUGAAGCACAUUCUUUUUUCCACUAUGCUUUGCUGCGGGAAGCGAAAGGACGCCAGAGGAGUGGACACCGUCGAAGCCUUGACAGAGGAGGGGGGCGUCGUGCGACGCGUACGUCUUCGACCUCCCCAACCCCCGCACGGCAUCGUUGUGCAGCGUGACUUCAGGAAGGUUAGCGGCAUUAGCUCCGAGAUCUUUCGUCAACUCGAGGCUGUUGAGAAUGAUUUUGAUGCGGCAACGGCAGCCCACGUGGAUGCGGUGGAAAACAGAGGUGGAGAGAUGCUCAUACGCAUGUUUGAUCCAGUCAGUCUGGGCCGCGUCGGUGCUGACACCUACAGGAAGUACCUGAGCGCGGCUGAUGCAACGCAUGUUGUCCGCUUUGUUGAGAUCAUCAAAAGGCCUGGACAGACCCUUGGUCUCUACAUCAGGGAAGGUGAGUACUUGACAUACAAGCAUGCUUUUAGUAAUAUGUUUUCUAAUAAUAUUUCUGCAGACACAACUGAAGAGCUAUCGAAUGGAGAGAAUAGUGAAAACGGAGUCUUGAUCCGUGCCCGGACCAAAGGUCUUCCACCCGAAGUACCAGCAAUCGCGGUCAAGUUGAGUGAAAAAGAUCACAUAAGGGAACGCCACCGGUACGAGCAGCCAAAGCAGCAGCAUCCCCCUGACGACCUCUACUACAAUUCCCAACCUUCCACCAGCAGCCUUCACCACCGCCCUCCCAAAAUACCCCAUCACCAUCAUCCCUACCACCACGCUCCUCCUAGUCACCAACAGUACACUGCCAACAGAAGAAGAGAGGAACCACUGCCUGUGUCUCCGAGAUGGGUGGUGCCAUCACCAGUCGUCACGGAGCAACCCACCAAAGUAACUACUUACAAGCCCCCAGACAGCCUGGAGCGGUUAGCCGAAAGGGUGCACUCGUUCUACCCCGAAGAACGAGCACCCCCACCUCGAGAACGGUACGAGCCGCACCAUCGUAGGACUCGAAGUAUGGUGCCACCUAGCAGGGGCGGUUAUGACAUUGAGGCAACGACGCCUCUGCGCCGUUCCACUGGCAUGUUAAGAACUGAGAGUGACUAUCGAAUGCCUCCUAGAAGAAAUUUUCAUGUGUCUCCUACCAUGCAGCAUCGUGGUAGAGUGCGUAGGUACGAAGAGCCACCCAGGAGCGGUGGCAUCCUUCGACGUCGCGGUGCUGGUCGCGAUCGAAUGGGUGGCGGCGUUGAGAGUGCUUCGGAUACAGAGGCUCAAGAUUAUUGGACAAUGGGUGGCUCCCGGCGCACUUAUAGUCACUAUGGGGGCCGUAGCAAUUCACUGCCACGAUCCAUGAGGAGCGGAUACAGCCGGCAUCAGGCUGUCCGUUUCACCACAUCCCUGCCUUACGAUUCCCAAGAGGAGAGUGACGGGGCCGUCUCUGCGCCAGAGCUUCCAGCCACGAGAUCGAUGAGGAGGCCCCAUCCUCAGGGUAGUCGCCGAUCACCGAGUGUGUUCACAUCGAACGAAUACAAGGCGUGGAUGAGUCGGGCACCAUCCACAUCUGCCAUAUACGAGAGAUUGAAAAGAGGUCAACACACCGCUUCAUCUCUGGGAAGAAUCGCACACAGCGCUGAAUCCCUGUUGGACACCAUGCGACAGGAAGAAUACCGUAACAUUUAUACGUUUCCCCGGCGACUCCAUACUCCGAGUAGCGACGAUAUACUGCCAGCGGGUGGGGCGUACGCCCCUAGGAUAUCCGUCCCCCACCCCACUCCCAUAAAGCCCUCGGAGGAUCGCCUGCACCUGGUCAGUUUGGACCCUAGGGAAUUCAACAAAUAUCGGCCGAGGCCGACCAUCACCCCAGUGACGCUAGGACCCCGAGAGCUGACCCAAGCACCUAAAGGCUACAGUGGCCUACUAUGGAUUCAUCUGUUAUCCGGUCGGGGAUUAAAGCCCACAACACAUGGUGACCACUUUCGGGACCUGUACUGCGUCAUAGAAUGUGACAGGGCCCACAAAGCGAGAACUGUCAUCCGGACGGGAGAACACAGCUUCGACUGGGACGAAAUCUUCGAAAUAGAUCUUGUAGAAAAUAGAGAAGUCGCCUUUCUCUUAUACACAUGGGAUCCCAGGUUUCGACACAAGUUGUGCUACAAGAGCAUUCUUCAUCUAUCUGCUCUCCUCCGUGAGUCUCCUGUGCAUAGCUUGGCGUUGAAACUGGAACCAAGAGGAACACUCUACUUAAAACUAAGGUACAAAAAUCCUACACAGACCUUCCAAAGGAUGCCUGCCUCACAUCCGGACGGAGUCUUUGGUGUAGAUCUCGAAACGGUGCUCGUCAGAGAAGACUCCGGAUAUGGUGUACCGCUCAUUGUAAAAAGGUGUACAGAAGAAGUAGAAAAGCGAGGCAUGGACAUAGUAGGCAUUUAUAGGCUGUGUGGAUCAGCUCUUAGAAAGCGACUCUUAAAAGAAGAAUUCGAGAGAAGUACCGUCAUGGCCAAUCUCUCUGUAGAGCACGUUCCAGAUAUUAAUGUUGUUACAAGUUUGUUAAAAGAUUACUUAAGAGAAUUGCCUGAACCGUUAUUGAGCAGAAGUCUCUAUGAUAUGUUAGUUGAUGGCCUCAGCGUCUGUCUGCCUGAUGAUCCAGACGGCAGCGCCAAACUCAUGUUCAGUAUUCUUGAAUGUUUACCCAAGGCUAACCUGUGCACUGUUUUGUUAUUGCUAGACCACAUGCGCCUGAUUGCUAGUCAUUGUGACCGAAACAAGAUGACGCCUCAGAGCCUGGCCAUGGCCUUUGGGCCGGUGCUUAUGUGCCACGCAGAGACACCCACUGCCACAGUUGACAUUCGAAGACCUAUAGAUAUUAUGAACUUCUUGGUUGAGAUGUGGCCCAACAAGAGAACGUCUUGGUCUAGCAGCGGUAGCAGUUGGGACAGCAGUGUCUUGUCAGAGCUGUUGGAAUCUUUGAACUGGUUGGGUGAGCGACUGCUUCCAGAUUCAUCUUGUUGACCAUGUGCCAUAUAACUAAAUCUAGAAUCUGUUGGAGCGCAUGGGGAGAAGUUCUUUGUUAAAACCCUUUCCCUCUAGUUGGACGUCUCAUUGUUUGAUAUUAAAUAAAAAAAAAAGUAUCUGCCCUGUUGAA
Parasteatoda tepidariorum (common house spider) is the source of this 4415-nucleotide messenger RNA. Lineage: Eukaryota; Metazoa; Arthropoda; Arachnida; Araneae; Theridiidae. The record is from RefSeq and is a predicted model, not a curated record.